Molecule: messenger RNA, 1443 nt
Organism: Strongyloides ratti
Lineage: Eukaryota; Metazoa; Nematoda; Chromadorea; Rhabditida; Strongyloididae
Product: Ectonucleotide pyrophosphatase/phosphodiesterase family member 6
Exons: 4
Coding region: 1-1443 (480 amino acids)
Source: RefSeq, a predicted model, not a curated record
AUGUAUUCCAUUAUUAAGAUACUUGUUUUUUUAUUUUUUAUAAUAACUGAUCAAUUAUCAGCUACUACUAAACAAGAUGCACUUGGACAAAAUUUAAUUGUUCUUUUAAUUGAUGGAUAUGGAAAUAAUUUGUUUAACAAAACAAAUUCAAAACUUUCAUUAGGAAUACAAAGUUUAUUAGAAAAUGGUGUUCAAACUGAUUAUUUAAAACCAAUUUUUCCAACAUGGUCAUAUCCAACAUGGACAUCAUUAUCAACUGGAUUAUAUCCUGAAAAUCAUCAUAUGUCAAGUGAUUUUAUGUAUGAUGAAGAAAAUGAAAUGCUUUUUCAAAGAGAUGAAGGUGAAAAUGAUACAGAUUAUAGAUGGUUUAUUGAUGAACCUGAUCCAAUUUGGUAUACUGCUGGAAAGGCAAAUGUUAAUGUACAUUGUUAUUGGUUUUCUACAUGUCAUAGAGCUCAUGGUGAUCAAAUAGUAAGAGUUGAUAAAAAACGUCGCCAUAAUUUUAGAAAUAAAAAUGAUACAAAUCUUCUUUCUGAAAUUCCAUCAUUAAUGCGUCAUAUUAAAAAAUUCCAACCCUAUCGUCAACAGUUAGCACUUAUGAGAUUUAAUGGUGUUGCUAAUGCUUUACAAAAUUAUGGAGAAAAUAGUCAUGAAUUUAAUCAGGCAUUAUCUGCUGCAGAUGUAACAAUAAGAAAAAUUCAAGAAGAACUUGAAGCAAAAAAUUUGUUUGAAACAACAAAUUUUAUUGUAUUAUCUGGACAUGGUUAUAUGCCUUUUGAUGAAGAAGAACAAUUUUAUUUGGAUGAAUGUUUAGAAGAUUUUUCAAGAGUUAAAAGAGUUGUUAAUUCAUUAUCUAUGAUGCUUGUUUAUCCUCAUGAAGGUGAGGAAGAUACAGUAUUUUUUGAAUUAAAAGUAUGUGAUCAAUGGGCACCAAUGGGUGAUUAUGAAGGAGAUGAACAACCAUUAGUUCGUGUUUAUAGGCAUAAUGAAGUUCCUGAAAGAUAUCAUUGGAAACAUGGAAAACACAUGGCACCAAUUGUUAUAAUAACUAAACCUGGAACAAUUUUAUUAACAAGACAAAUACCAUCUACUGAUGUUUCAGAAGCAUUAGGACGUGAAGUUAAAGAAAUCUCUGGUUGGGAUAAUGAAUCACCUGAUAUGUUAGGAAUAUUUAUGGCUAGAGGUCCAGCAUUUAAAUCUAAUUAUAAGACUGGUCCAAUUGAUCUUGUUGAUGUUUAUCCACUUAUGUUGGGAGUUCUUGGACUUCAAGCACCUCAUCCAAAUAAUGGAUCAUGGGAUAAUGUUGUUGAUAUGAUUUCAGAUGACUGGGAAAAUAAAGGAUCACGUAACCCAAAUUAUAAUUCAUCAUCAUCCUCGAUAGUAUUUUCAUAUAUAACCCUUUCCUUAAUUUGUCUCUUCAAAUUAAUUAUCAAUGAUAAUUAA